Molecule: messenger RNA, 2941 nt
Organism: Carassius auratus (goldfish)
Lineage: Eukaryota; Metazoa; Chordata; Actinopteri; Cypriniformes; Cyprinidae
Product: sorting nexin-9-like
Exons: 18
Coding region: 328-1989 (553 amino acids)
Biological process (GO): endocytosis; mitotic cytokinesis; intracellular protein transport
Cellular component (GO): plasma membrane; cytoplasmic vesicle
Molecular function (GO): phosphatidylinositol binding; protein binding
Source: RefSeq, a predicted model, not a curated record
UACUUGAACUUUACUGGGCGGUGUGUGAGUUGCAGGAAGAGCUGCUCCAAGUCCCACAUUUUGAGGCCAAUGUGCUGAAGUUUUCCGGGUCUGAGUUAGGGAAAGAGGACGAAACGUCUACACUUUAACGCCCAUUUCUCGUUAUAUGGGUCAAAUAACUGGAUUUUAUCGAGCUAUGCUUGGCUAAUCGAGAGCGGUCACUGCUGCAUAACACAAACAAACCCGUAAUUUUCGCUUCUUUUAGGGACAGAAAGGUUUGUUUUUACUACGUUUUGUUUAUUUUAAGAGUUCAAAUCGCAUGUUGGUGAUUAAAUUAUUGACAUCAUAAUGGCAGUGAAGGCUCAGGUAUUAUAUGACUUCACUGCUGAGCCUGGCAACAAUGAACUGACUGUUAAAGAAGGUGAAAUACUCACGGUCACUAACCAGAAUGUAGGCGGUGGCUGGGUAGAGGCUCAGAAUUCCAGAGGAACUGUAGGCCUGGUGCCCGAGGACUACAUUGAGAUCAACCCUGGUUCCACACAAGCAUCAAGUGACACGCAAGCCACACAGUUCAUUGAUGCACACAAUCAAGGUUACAACAGCAGUUCAGCAAACUCUCAGGCAAUUAAUGUGAAUGAGCCUUGGACUGCGAACAACUGGAACCACGCUGAACAGGAACCAGCAGGCAAUAAUGGUUCUGUCUAUUCCUUCGAUGAGGAAUGGGACGAUGACUCCGAUGAUGGAAAGUCGACAGGCGGCUAUGGAGGCUCACAGGUGGAAGAGGGCGGAACCAUGCAGCGGGGCGGGGGUCACUCUACUAUGAAAUUAGCCCUCAACAAGUUUCCAGGGUUUUCUAAGACUCCAAAUCCAGAAGUGUAUCUGCUUACCAAGCACAUAGCUAAAGGAGAUGAAAGAUUGCCAAUUUAUACGGGUGAGGUGGGUCCUGUAUGGUUGUAUCCACAAACUCAGUUAGAUUGUGUAGUGGCUGAUCCCAAAAAGGGGUCAAAAAUGUACGGCCUGAAGAGCUACAUUGAAUACCAGGUCACACCUAAUACUACUAAUAGACCGGUCAAUCACAGAUACAAACACUUUGACUGGUUAUACGAGAGGCUCGUGGAGAAGUUUGCCUGUGCUCUGCCAAUCCCAUGUCUACCUGACAAACAAGUUACAGGCCGAUUUGAAGAGGAAUUUAUCAAAAUGCGCAUGGAACGCCUGCAGGGCUGGAUGUCCCGCAUGUGCCGGCAUCCAGUGAUCUCAAACAGUGACGUUUUCCAGCUCUUCCUUAACUACAGAGACGAGAAGGAGUGGAAACUAGGGAAGCGGAGAGCAGAAAAAGACGAAACCGUGGGAGUGAAAAUCUUCUUCAACAUAGAUCCAGAUCUCCCAGAGUUAGAUCCUGCUCAAGUGGAGCAGAAAUAUGAAAUGUACAGCCAGUUUACUAGAUCCAUGGACAACAGUGUUAAAGAACUACUGGCUGUUGGGCAUCUUCACUGGAAGAGAUGUACAGGCCCAUUACAAAAGGAGUAUCGGCAGAUUGGAAAAGCAUUUCAGAACCUUUCAUCAGUUUUCAACACUAGUGCAUACAACGGGGAAUCAACUUUGACAGAAGCAUUGACUGCAACAGGAAAAACGUAUGAGGAAAUAGCAGAAAUCGUUGCAGGACAGCCGAAAAAAGAUCUACACUUCCUGAUGGAAACAAACCUUGAGUACAAGGGUCUACUGGGCUGCUUCCCUGACACAAUAACAGUUCACAAGGCUGCCAUUGAUAAAGUAAAAGAGGCUGAUCAUUUGGUGGUGAUGAAUAAGAUUAGCCAACAAGAUAAACUCAUCAUGGAAAAGAACCUCAGCACCAUGUCUUACGCAUUGCAAGCGGAGAUGAAUCACUUCCAUAGCAACCGUAUCUAUGACUACAACAGACUCAUGCAGUUCUACCUGGAGGAACAGGUGAAGUUCUAUGAAACGAUUGCUGAAAAGCUGAAGAAAGCGCUUGGACAUUAUACCACCAUGUGAGGACUCGCUCUGAACGUCAAUACUCAUCAAACUGUGUCGAUUCUGUGGAGUUUUAAAACAGGAUGCUGCUUUGGCUUUUUUUUAUGUUAAUACACAACUAACCAUAUUGUUUCCAUAAAAUUCUGUAUUGCUGCAUUGUGGCAUCUGUAAAAUACAGGUUAUAAGGGAACAAACUAUUUUUGAUGUGCAGAAUAUCAUUUACCAAAUAUUUUGUUCACAGAAAAAGGUGAAAUACAAAUCUUAAUUGUUAUUUAAGCUAAUGUAACACUCCCCGACGUAAAAAAACAAAACAAAAAAAACAAUAGUUCGUACAAAAAUUUUAAUUUGGUAAAAUAAUCUGCUCACUCUUAGGCCAUCCAAGAUAUAGGUGAGUUUGUUUCUUCAUCAGAACUAAUUUGGAGAAAUUUAGCAUUAAAGUAUAUCACUUGCUUAUACUUCACAAGACAUUAAUUUAUGAACUUGAGUGAUGUGGAUACUGAAUUAUCAGCUGUUUGGAGAUUUAUUCUAACGGCACCCAUUCACCGCAAAGCAUCCAUUGGUGAACAAGUGAUAAAAUGCUACAUUUCUAAACUUUUUUGCUUUAAGAAAUAAACUCCUCUCCUGUACAUCUUGGAUGGCCUGACGGUGAGAACAUUUUCAGUAUUUUUUUCUUUAUGAGUAAACUACUCCCUUAAGACAUUUAAUUUUAUUUAUGUAAAUUGAGGUCUCUCAGGGUCAUGUUCACUUAGACUGGGCCAUCUAAACCAAAUGAGUUUAUUAACAUCUUAAAUUGUCUGACAUGAUUUUAUUUUCUUGUGGUAUGUGAAAUUAAAUAUGACAGAUGUUUAGUGGUAUGUAUUAGAUAAAAGCAAUAAGGACAUUGUCUUUUACCUGUGGUAAAAUUUUCUAUGCAAAACAAAACUAAAAAUGUCUCAUUGUCACACUCAGUGUAUAAAAUGUGUUUUUAACUAGC